Paramecium sonneborni is the source of this 1349-nucleotide messenger RNA. Lineage: Eukaryota; Ciliophora; Oligohymenophorea; Peniculida; Parameciidae. The record is from the annotation of a GenBank genome assembly.
CUCUCAGUAAAAUGUCGAUGCGCAUUGUGUAAUCUACAAAAAAGAUUCUAGACAUGUCUCAUCCUAGUCAAACAGAAUUAAACAAUCAAAGACCAAAGAUGUCAUUGAUGCCUAAAGAAAAACUUAUAAUUGGAUUAAAUUCAAAACAAGAAAAAAAAAUAAAUAAAAUUGUUAUCAAAUUGGAAGAUCAUAUAAAUAAAUCUAUUGGUGAAUAAAACAAUAUUCAAUAAUGUUAACAUCAAGAAGUUGUUUAAAUUUUGUAAUAGGAAUAAUUAGAUAAUAAAGAAACAAAGAUUUCAAUGGAAAUCACUCAAACUCAUUUUGAACUUAAGGUACCAAAGAUUAUGGUACCAAAAUCGAUUGAGAUUCCAAAAAUAAUUUUACCUCCUCCUGAAAUAAGUGUUGAAUAGGAAGAUAAAAUAAUGAGUUUUAAGACUCAUUAAACAAAUUUACUAAAGUAAUAAUUAAUUUAGAUUAAAAAAUGUAAUGAACCAAUUCAAUUAUUGUUACAAGAGAAUGAUAAACGUAAAAAAUAUUACUCAAGAGCAUAAAGAGAGAAGGAAGAUGUUAUUCAUUGGGGUCAAAGAAAAUUAUUGAUUAGUGAGAUAUGGUUUUUAACAAAGUAUGGUUGUUUAUCUAGGAAUAUUAUAUAUGCAGGAGCAGCUCCAGGAUUUCACAUAUAAUUUUUAUCUGAACUAUUUUAAAAUCACAAAUUUUAUUUAUUUGAUCCAAACGACUUUUAAGUUAAAUAGGGACCAAAGAUUACUAUUUACUAACGUUGUUUCACUAAUGAAGAAGCCUAAAAAUUUAAGGAAUUGUUUUAGGUAUAAAUUAAUUAACAAGAAUGAUUAUCUAUUCAUUUCAGACAUUCGAACUGCCAAUUUUAAAUGUAUGACACCUAUGGAAAAUGAGCAAGCAGUACUAAGAGACAAUUAAUUACAAAUGGAAUGGGUUAGAAUACUUAAGCCUUAAAAAGUAUAUAUUAUUAUAUUUAGGCCAUGUUAAAAUUUCGUUGUGCUUAUCCUACUGAAAUCAAUGAACCAACUGAAUUCUUCGAAGGGGAAAUAUAUAUCCAAGCUUGGGCACCAGCCUCAUCAACUGAAACUAGAUUAAUACCUAAUAAUUAUGUUAAUACUAUAUUUUAUGACAAUGUUAAAUAUGAAGAAUAAAUGUUCUAUCAUAAUGAUGUUGUUAGAAAAAAAUAAAAAGGAGCCUUAAGUUGGGAUGAUCGAGCAGAAACUUAAGUCUUAACUGAAUAUUUAAGAAAUUCUGGAAUCAAUGAAAAUUAAAUUAGCAAAUAAGUAAACUUAAUCAAAGAUCAAAUUACAAAAAAAUUGAAUUAUCAAUGA